UACUCCCAAACAAAUUCUAGAGAAAAUUAAUCCCGCAGAUCGAACGACAUGUCAAGAAGCAAUAAAGGCCAUACGAAAGGAAUUGGAUUCACCUCAAAGACGUGUACUCUCUAGGCAAGCUCUCUCAUUCUGUAGACAACAUGAAAAUGAAACAGUCAAAGAUUUUCUUUCACGAUUCCGACCAAUAGCAUUAGCUACAGCAACAGACUACGAAGGACCCGCACUUGAACGACACUUAUGCGAAUUAUUACUUGAACGACUUAAACCCAGCAUCUCAUUUUAUAUGAAACUUCUGAAUUUCACGCAAAAUGGCAGAAGCUUUGAACAAUUGUGUAUGGAUGCCAGAGAAGUUGAAAUAAUGUUACCAAGUGUGAAUGGAACUACUCCUAUGCCUCAGGCACACCCAGAACUCAAUGCUAUGCAACAACUACAAUCAAGUUACAUGAUUCAACCAGAGAAAUGAUCGCCGCGGACA
Meloidogyne enterolobii is the source of this 475-nucleotide messenger RNA. The record is from the annotation of a GenBank genome assembly. NCBI's taxonomy places the organism in Eukaryota, Metazoa, Nematoda, Chromadorea, Rhabditida, Meloidogynidae.